CAAAGAUCUUUUUUUUUUUUUUUUUUUUAAUUACGGCAUUCUUUGAAGACCUGAGAGCACUUCAGCUGGUCACUAAAAAAAGAGCAUUAGGAGCCUUUUAUGUAAUUAUUCACUGUGGGGUGUUUUUCUCUUUGUACCUAAAGAGUAUUAACCUACAAUGUCUCUGAAUGGUGAUGUGUGCCUGGUGACGGGGGCCUGUGGAUUCCUGGGGAAGAGGCUGGUGAGGCUGCUGCUGGAGGAGGAGAAAAUGUCUGAGGUCCGACUGAUGGACAAACACAUACCGCUACAAUUCAUACGGAGUCUGGAGGACUGCAGAGGAAAGACAAAACUGAGUGUUUUCGAGGGUGAUAUACGGGACAGCGAUCACUGUCGAAGAGCCUGUCAAGGUGUCUCCAUCGUCUUCCACAUCGCAUCCAUCAUUGAUGUUGUUGAACGUGUGGAGUACGAUGAGAUGUAUGGGGUCAAUGUCAAAGGAACACAGUUACUGCUAGAGGCCUGUAUUCAAGAGAAUGUGAAGUCCUUCAUCUACACCAGUACUAUUGAGGUAAUGGGGCCAAACCCAAAGGGAGACCCAAUAAUCAAUGGCACUGAGGACAUGGCUUACGUCUCUUCUCUGAAGUUCACCUACAGCAAGACCAAGAAGGAGGCUGAGGACCGAACCCUGAAGGCCCACGGUGAGCUGCUUCCAAAUGGAAGUCGAAUGGCCACCUGCGCCCUCAGACCCAUGUACAUCUUUGGGGAGGGCUGCCGCUUCCUGCUGGGCCACAUGGGGGAUGGGAUACGGAACAAAGAUGUUCUGUAUCGAAUGUCUUUACCUGAGGCCUAUGUGAAUCCAGUCUAUGUAGGCAACGUGGCUGUAGCCCACCUCCAAGCGGCCCGCAGCCUCAAAGAUCCACAACAAAGAAAGGUUGUGGGUGGGAAGUUUUACUUCAUAUCUGAUGACACUCCACACAUCAGUUAUUCAGACUUCAACCACGCUGUGAUGGCCCCUCUGGGCUUCCACAUCCAGGAGAAAAUCAUGGUGCCUCUGAGCUUCUUCUACAUCUUCUGCUUCUUUAUGGAGAUGGUGUGCCUGAUGCUUCUUCCUUUCACUCGUGUUGUCCCACCGAUCAACCGGCAGCUUCUGACCAUGUUGAACACACCGUUCAGCUUCUCCUACCAGAGGGCCAAGAAGGAGCUGGGAUACACACCCAGGUACUCCUGGGAAGAAGCACGCAAACGCACCACUGAGUGGCUGGCUUCUGAGUUACCAAAGGAGAGGGAAAAAAUAAGGUCAAAAUAAUUUCAGAGAGUAUCCUGUGUGCAUACAUAACAAGCACAUUUAAAAUGAGGUAGACUGAGUGAUCCAAACUGAGGUGAAACAUUUUUCUCCAUGACAGUUUUAAAGGUGUGGUUUAAGGUGUAGCACAUGCUCGUGAGUCAUAGACUGUGUGUCAAGAUGUAACAGAGCUGCCUAAAAAUGUUAUUUGAUGUUCUAAAAUGGGUGAUUGUCAGCUGUAAUGACCAAAGAACAGAUGAUACAUCUGUACAUGACCAGGAACCAAUCAGACUGAGCAGAAUCUGGCUCCAAAUUGUAUCUCACAGUGAACAUGGCAGCUCCUGUGACCACUGGAAUAUGACUUCAUUUUUAUACAGAUGAAAGAAAUGAUGUCCAUUUUCAUACACAGGCUAUGGUCAGAGUCUGUUCUGUUGGUAUUAACUGCUUUUUGGGCAUGUUUAGGCC
This is a messenger RNA of Sphaeramia orbicularis (orbiculate cardinalfish), 1723 nucleotides long. It is a transcript of the gene hsd3b1, whose product is annotated as hydroxy-delta-5-steroid dehydrogenase, 3 beta- and steroid delta-isomerase 1. Gene Ontology annotation, biological process: steroid biosynthetic process. NCBI's taxonomy places the organism in Eukaryota, Metazoa, Chordata, Actinopteri, Kurtiformes, Apogonidae. The record is from RefSeq and is a predicted model, not a curated record. The transcript is spliced from 3 exons. Gene Ontology annotation, molecular function: oxidoreductase activity, acting on the CH-OH group of donors, NAD or NADP as acceptor. The coding region runs from base 158 to 1282 and encodes 374 amino acids.